GUUGAACAAUUUUCGUUACUUAUAUUAAAUAGCUAAUUCAUUAUUAGAUGAACGAAAAAUUGAUAUUUUUCUUUUUAUAAUUAUUUUUACACCGCCUAUUUUUUUUCUAAAAAUACAUAAUUCAAAUUUUUUUAGUUAAAAUUAAUUAACAAUGUCUGAAAUGGAAGAAAAGUGUUCAUUAGAAUCAAAAACAAAUAUUCGUUUUCAAGCAUUUUCUUCUUGUCUCGAUCCUACUUUUUGGUAUAAAAUGGCUCAGCUAAAACUGGAAGUAGAUAAGCUUGAUGAAAUAUAUAGACCAAUUUUAGGGUUUUAUUCUUCCAAAAGUAGUCCAUAUGUGUCACUUGACUGUUCUUCUUUUAAUUUAGAUAUUAACAAUACAUCCACAAACUUCAUUGCUCGUGGUUAUUGUUUGAAUAAAAAUACAUUGGACUCAUUUAAGAAUUGCGAUAAAAAUGAAUUAUUGAAGGAUUUUGGGAAUCGAUUAUUAGAUGAUUUUCUUUCUGGCAAUGCAAUUGAAGAUCCUACACUAAUACCAACUUUUAACAUACUUACACAUUCUGAUUUAAAGUGCUAUCAUUUUUAUUAUUGGUUUGCAUUUCCAACAUUUAUUGAACCAAUGUAUUACUUAGAUAAUAAUCCUGUAUCUCUUAACUCCAUUUUUUCACUGAAUCAGAUUGUAUCCUUAGUUAAGGAAUUUCAAGAUCUUCCAAUUAAUCAAAGAGGAUUUUUUAGUAUUAUACGUAAGGCAGAUGAUAGUAUAAAUUUAUUCACAUUAAAACAAUACAUAAAUCUACAUAACAACAAUAAGAUUGAUGAUUUAAGAGAUGGUAAUGGUGCUGUUGAUGAAUUUCUGGUAUUUGCAGAUCCAUCCGAAUUAGAAAAUAAUCCUGGAUGGCCUUUGAGAAAUUUUUUAUAUCUUAUCUUGAUACAUUGUCCUAAUAUAGCUAAUUCAAAUAUAAAAGUUAUUGCUAUGCGUGGAACAGUUAACAGUCAAUUCAACAAAAGUAUGAUAUUUAAUAUUAGAGUGCAAUCCAACUUUAAUGCUAUAAUAAAUGAUAAUUGUAAAUUUGUUGGUUGGGAAAAGAAUUCAAGUGGAAAAUUUUGCCCAAAAUAUGUUAAUUUAAGUAAAACUAUGGAUCCAAAAAAACAUGCAAAAGAAUCUGUAAAUUUAAAUCUUAAACUAAUGAAAUGGCGUUUAGCUCCUGAUUUGAACUUAGAUAUUGUUGCUAAAUCAAAAUGUCUUAUUAUUGGUGCUGGUACAUUAGGUUGCAAUGUUGCUCGAAAUUUAUUAUCAUGGGGUGUACACAAUGUUACUCUUAUCGACAAUGGUAAAGUUUCAUACUCUAAUCCAGUUCGCCAAUCUUUGUAUAAACACUCUCAUUGUAUCUCAUCUACUUAUAAGGCUUUAGCUGCUGCAGAAGUAUUAAAAGAAAUUCAUCCAGAAAUAAAUAGUAAUGGUGUCGUUAUGAAUAUUCCAAUGCCAGGUCAUGGAAAUGCUAGCGAAGAUCUUCUGAAUAUUAAUAAGCUUUCAAAACUCAUAGAAGAACAUGAUGUUAUAUUUUUACUCACUGAUUCAAGAGAAAGUAGGUGGUUACCAACUAUGCUAUCUACAUUGCACAAUAAACUAGCUGUAACUGCUGCUCUUGGUUUUGAUUCAUAUCUAGUAAUCAGACAUGGAACUAGAACAAAAUCAUUUUCUUCGGAGACAAAAUUGGGCUGUUAUUUUUGCAAUGAUGUUACUGCACCAGGAAAUUCUAUGACAGAUAAGACAUUGGAUCAACAAUGUACAGUGACUAGACCUGGUGUAUCUUCUAUUGCUGGAGCUUUAGCUGUUGAAUUGUUUGUUUCUUAUGCUCAACUGAAUGAUGACAUUUCUGCAAAUUCUUUGAGCUGCAUAGGUGUUGUACCACAUUCUAUCAGAGGUUUUUUGUCAGAUUAUCAGCAGAUUAUACCAUUUACACCAAGUUUUGAUAAAUGUAUUGCAUGUUCUUCUACAGUUAUUAAUGAUUUUAUAAACAGAAAAGAGGAUUUUUUAAAAAAUGUAUUUGUAAAUUCAAAUUACUUAGAAGAUUUAACGGGUUUAACUGAACUAAAAAAUCAGUUUGAAAAAAUAGAGAUUUUUGAAUUUGAUAACAAUGAUGAUGUGUGUGAUUCUGGAAAUUGUACUGAACCAAUAAAUAUUGUUUAAUUGAGUAUUGAUAUGAAUGAUGCCCAAGAAUAAUUGCUAAAAUAUAUAUAUGUAAUUAUAUUGUUUGAUUAUUAUGAUUUGAAAAUUAAUUGUCAAUAAGUUGAAUUUCUUUUUUAUGUUUGUUGAUAAUAAGUUAUUAAACAAAACAUGAUGAAUUAUUAAUUUGAUUGAAAUUUUAAACUAUAUUUAGUUUUAUUAGUAAAUUCUCAA
Messenger RNA from Daktulosphaira vitifoliae (grape phylloxera), 2398 nucleotides. It is a transcript of the gene Atg7, whose product is annotated as ubiquitin-like modifier-activating enzyme ATG7. Gene Ontology annotation, molecular function: Atg12 activating enzyme activity; Atg8 activating enzyme activity. The transcript has 15 exons. Lineage: Eukaryota; Metazoa; Arthropoda; Insecta; Hemiptera; Phylloxeridae. Gene Ontology annotation, biological process: piecemeal microautophagy of the nucleus; autophagy of mitochondrion; protein modification by small protein conjugation. Gene Ontology annotation, cellular component: phagophore assembly site; cytoplasm. The record is from RefSeq and is a predicted model, not a curated record. The coding region runs from base 152 to 2188 and encodes 678 amino acids.